Molecule: messenger RNA, 730 nt
Organism: Liolophura sinensis
Lineage: Eukaryota; Metazoa; Mollusca; Polyplacophora; Chitonida; Chitonidae
Product: zinc finger CCHC domain-containing protein 10-like
Exons: 5
Coding region: 48-545 (165 amino acids)
Molecular function (GO): zinc ion binding; nucleic acid binding
Source: RefSeq, a predicted model, not a curated record
CUCCGAGCAAAGCAAGGAGAGUUACUUCCCCUGAACAGCUGAUAAACAUGGCUGCGAUAUCUCGAAACAGAGGAAAACCAUUCUUCACCCCAAGUCAGUCGAGUACAGAGAAUGUGGUGUGUCAGAAAUGCCUGGAAAAGGGUCACUGGACAUACGAGUGUACAGGGAAGAGAAAGUAUGUUCAGAGGCAGUCUCGCACAAAAGAACUGGCCAAACGGAUGAAAGAUGACGAAGAAAAGAAAAAACUUGAAACACUAGCUAAAAUUGCAAGUGUUAAAGACAAAGACAGAUUAGAAGCUCGGAAAUCCAAAAGAUCAAAGAAACACAGGAAAAGAUCACAGAGUGAAGGAAGCUCCGAGGAGUCAGAUUCUUCUUCAUCUUCAUCGUCAGACUCUUCUUCAUCCUCAUCUUCGUCAUCUUCGGAUAGUUCUGACUCCUCUAGUGACUCCAGCUCUGACUCGGACUCCAGUUCCUCAUCUUCAUCUUCCUCGUCUUCAGACGAUUCCAGACAUAAGAGCAAAGCCAAAAAGAGGAAGAAACGUUAGUGGAGUUAAGUGAAGGAAACAUUAUUAACCUUCAUGAAAGAAACAUUAAUCAUUAUUGAACACCUAAAUGGGGAAACUUGUAAAUCUGAUAACAAACUGGUCGGCCAGGAGAAAAGAAAAAUGUUUACAUCUUCGUCCCGUGAUGAAUAUGGCAUGGAGACUAUGAAUUACAAUUAUAUUUUAGA